Molecule: messenger RNA, 4038 nt
Organism: Poecile atricapillus (Black-capped chickadee)
Lineage: Eukaryota; Metazoa; Chordata; Aves; Passeriformes; Paridae
Product: transcription factor MafG
Exons: 3
Coding region: 176-664 (162 amino acids)
Biological process (GO): regulation of transcription by RNA polymerase II; regulation of epidermal cell differentiation
Cellular component (GO): nucleus
Molecular function (GO): DNA-binding transcription factor activity, RNA polymerase II-specific; NAD+ binding; RNA polymerase II cis-regulatory region sequence-specific DNA binding
Source: RefSeq, a predicted model, not a curated record
UGAAUGGAGCCACGUGACCCAAAUAUCACGUGACGUGUCCGUGAGCGGCGGCGGCGGCGGCGGCGGCGGCGGCUUGUGAGUCCCGGUCCCUCCCAGCGCGGCCUCCCCGCCCCGCCCGGCCCGGCCCGGCCCGGCGGCCCCGGCAGGAGAACCCAGCUGACAAGGCUGUCGUGUUAUGACGACCCCCAACAAAGGAAACAAGGCCUUGAAGGUGAAGAGGGAGCCAGGUGAGAAUGGGACCAGCUUGACAGAUGAGGAGCUGGUGACCAUGUCUGUGCGAGAGCUGAACCAGCAUCUACGGGGCCUGUCGAAAGAGGAGAUCAUCCAGCUGAAGCAGCGUCGGCGCACGCUGAAGAACCGGGGUUACGCAGCCAGCUGCAGAGUGAAGCGCGUUACCCAGAAGGAGGAACUGGAGAAGCAGAAGGCAGAGCUGCAGCAAGAAGUGGAGAAGCUGGCCUCAGAGAACGCCAGCAUGAAAAUGGAACUCGAUGCUCUCCGCUCCAAAUACGAGGCUCUCCAGAACUUCGCCAGAACCGUGGCCCGGAGCCCCGUGACCCCUGCACGGGGGCCUCUCACUUCCAGUAUGGGGCCCCUCGUCCCUGGCAAGGUUGCUACUACUAGUGUCAUCACAAUAGUGAAAUCCAAAACGGACGCCCGGUCUUAGUGAAGCGAGCAUUGCCCGAGCUUGUCUGUGCAGGGCAGUUAGGCACAAAACCAGCCUGGAAUCCCCAAAGCACAAGCCCUCCCCACAUGGGUCCGGGUUCCUUUGACUUGGCCCAGGACUGGCCCGCUGAUCGCUCCAGUUUAUUUUGUUGUGUCCAGAUUGGUAUGAGCAGUGGUGAUGCAUCCCUUGUCCUGUGCAGACAGAGCUUCCCACCCAGCAGUCUGUAGCCCUUGGGUGCCCUGGGGACAGACUGUGAGAUUUUGGUUUUCUACCCAAAGAAAAUCUGUGCAGCGAGGCUGACAGAAGGGUGGAGGAGUGGCUCGAGGAAAGCUUUCUUCCUGGGGGCUGGGAACCCUAAUUUCCGGUCACUUCCAAAGGCUUUUUUUCAUGACUUUUCCAGGUGGUGCAUCUCAGCACCUGAACCUGCUGCUUUUGUCUCCUUUGGUACCUGUAGUUACAGUUGGGGUGUUCUGUGUCAUAGGUUUUCAUUCCUUUCUAGGUGUGCCUCUGUGCCCUAGCCGUGGGUUUCCCUCAGACGUCCAUGACGUUAGCUGUGUAAACUGGCAGUGGUGGGAAGGACGACGCUGCUGUGUCCUGCCGCUGUGGUCCUGAGGCCCGGCAGGGCCCAGCACCCCAGGAGGGAAGAAGGGAGCAGUGGUACUGUGUUGACUGCAGGCCGGUUUUGUGCCUAAUGUGUUGCACUGAACAAGACCAAAAUCACUAGUUGUUCCCGUGUUUUGAGGGUAUCAAGUGUCUCUAGUGUGAUGGUUUACACAACCAGUUUAUGUGGUUAAAUAGCCCUUUAUUUAAAGAGAGAAACAUCAUUUUAAGAGUUAUUAAAUUAUCUAAGUUUAAAAUUGGACAGAAGAGAGAGCGUAUUUAUAGUCAGCUUUUUUACCUGAGAAGGCGAGAAUAUUUGACCAUAUGAGUGGGGAAAUAUUCUCAGAGACUUUGCUAGUUAAAAGUUAAUAAAUAAAUAAUUUUAAAGUUUGUCAUGAACCUCCCGCAAACUGUUUGUGGCUCUGAGGUUAGUUUUUAUAAAGAGUUAUCAGACUUUAUUUAUAAAACUUAGAAAAAAACAAAAAAAAGAGGCAAGUCCUGUUUGAUAUCUUUUUGCAAUUGUACCAAAAGUGACUUAUUCUUGACCUCGCUAGUUUCUGUCACGUCCCCUUGUGUUGGGCACUCUGCUCCCCAAGCUCUCGUGCGGCACUGUGGUGUGCUGGUGCCUUUGCCAUGUGCUGUCAUUUCACACUGUUGUUGUUUUCCCUAAACCCGACUGAGAGAUUGAGUUCUCCAGAAGGGUUCUUGUGCACAGGCAAAGGUGCUGCUGUUUCUGAAGACAAGAAUGGCCGGCUGGUGCAGCAAGGUAGCGCUGCCUGCCUAGAGGUGUGCGGCAGGAGCACAGGCAGCUCCUGCUGAGCAGCCAACACCAGGUUAGCUUGGUUACCUGGAGAGGAAAAAUGCUGCACUUACCCUCCUGCAGCAAACCUGUCAGGGAAGUAACAUGAGGGAGUCUUGUCCAGGUUUAGGAGAAGACUGAUGGUAUUGGUAUUUAGCUCUGGAAUUAGAUCCUGUGGUCAGAACUUGUGUUGUGUUCAUGGCUCACCUGAACAAGAGGGGCAAGUCUGCAACAAGAGGGGCAACGGGAUGAGCUAGACCCUGGUGUCUACACAUUGCUGGCCAGGGAGCUGUGGCAGGAUAACUGUCCAGGGAGUUAGGAAAGUGCUCAGACUCACAGCUGUGAUGUAGCUGAGAAGCUGCUUGUGGCCAGGCUGUGUUUCCACAAACUCUUUGACUCCCCUCUCCCGUUCCCAAAGAUUUGAGCUGAUUUACUGAGUUUCAGAGAAGCAGGACAUGAGAGGAAGGCCCAUGUGAUCUCCUGGCUGCUGAAGAUCUGAGUGGAGGGGUCAGAUUGGGAUAACACAAGUGAAGCCACAGUCUUGUGGGGAGGUAUGGCCAUUUUGGGUAGAUUUGGAGGAUGUUUCUCAUGGUUGAACUGAUACUGCUGUCCCCUGAGCGGAGGAGCAGGUCAGCCUGAGAAAAGCUGCAGUGUGGCAGGAGAGGAGCAGGUAAUUAAUGGGGAUUUCCUGCUGAAGGAGAUCAGCUUUGCUCUGAUUUAUAGGGAGUUUAGGGAGCUGUUUGGGAUGCUUUUCCCAGUGAACUUCCCAGAGGAGGAGCAGGUUAGAACAUUGCCUGUAGACUCCCCCCUUCUGGCCCUGGACUUUCUCUUCUCUGAAGUGUCUGAUGUGCCACUUCCAGCCAUUCACCACACAGGCCACACGCUGCACAGCACUCAGCCGGCUCUGGUCUUCCAGCUGGUUGUGUGGUGAUUGGAAAAAAUGAGAUUUUACAGGUCACAGAGGCAUCCAGUUGUCCUGGGGUAUCAUUCCCAACCCUAUCCCUCCUAGACCCAGCCUGAGACUGAAUCAGCCAGAGCCCUUGGGAACACAGCUGAGUCCUGAUAUGGGCCAGAGGAGCAGGCAAGGUGUGUAUGGGGCUGGUUCGGACCUUGGUUCCACAGCUGGUGGAGGAGAGCCCUGUAAAUAUAGCAGCCAACGAUGGGCAACCGUGCAGCCACGGAGAGCUUGCUUUUUGUUGUGCUCUGUGGCAGGGAGUGCCCAGUCGUCGCUGCCGGUGGUCAGGGCUGGCAUCUGGUCCCUGUGCUGCUCUGUCAUGAGGCGCCCCAGGGCUGGCGGCAGCGCUGACUGCACCAGACUUCAUCCUCCUCCCCGGCACUGUCCCUCCUUGCUCGGAGCCCGGGUCUGCCUCAAUGGCCCGUGUGUUGGAUGAGGACAGAUCGUGUAGGGAAGGGCAGGUGUAGGACUGAAGGGUGCCACUGUGUUCAACAAGCUCUGCGGUGCCAGGCUGGAUGUCAGCGAGGCCGCGGUUCCCUGAGUGUUGCUUCCCUAUGGUUUUGGUUUUGUUCUCAGUGAGGUGUAGGACCCCGACUGAUGUAUUUCUGCAGUGUCCAAGGAGUGUCCCGUCCGGCUCUAGAGGAUGCUGUGUCCUGCCAGCUGGCUGCCCGUGCCCGAGGCGAGCCUUGCCCGAGCCGUCACGCUGACCUCUCUCUCGUAUAUAGUGUUCUGGAGUGUGACAAUUCUUGUUCCUGAGGUGCUCGUCCGUUUGGUUUCCUGCUGUGAAGGGUGUCGUGUUCCCUUUCUCCUGUUCCUGGUGCCGUUCCGAGGCGCUGGGGAGGGGUCCUGCGCCAGCCCGGCCGGGGAGCGUCCCCGGCACCCCCGGGAUUUGUGUAUCUUGUGAAUUGUGUACAGUCGCUCCCGGCCGGAGCCGGGGCUGGCGGACAGAAGGGUCACCCAGAGGGCUCCGGGCUCGGUGCAGGCGGUAUUUAUUGCUAAGUUAUUGCCGUUAUUUAUUCU